Condylura cristata (star-nosed mole) is the source of this 2072-nucleotide messenger RNA. RefSeq names its product ras homolog family member A (gene RHOA). Gene Ontology annotation, molecular function: GTP binding; GTPase activity. The record is from RefSeq and is a predicted model, not a curated record. Gene Ontology annotation, biological process: stress fiber assembly; cell migration; small GTPase-mediated signal transduction. Bases 397 to 978 code for a protein of 193 amino acids. NCBI's taxonomy places the organism in Eukaryota, Metazoa, Chordata, Mammalia, Eulipotyphla, Talpidae. Gene Ontology annotation, cellular component: dendritic spine; cleavage furrow. The transcript is spliced from 7 exons.
UCGCUCCCCGCCCUCCCGCUGCCGCCCGCCCUCGCCCUCGCUCCCCGCCCGCCGCCCGCCGUCCUCCGUCGGUUCUCUCGUUUAGUCCACUGCCGCCUCUUCAGCCACCCGCCCCAGUCUUCGAGCUUGCGACUCGCGGACAGGCGUCCUCGGCUCGGAGAGGCCGGACUCGAAGUCGUCGCCUGAGUGCCUUUCAUCUGAAAAUUCAAGGAAUCUUGUAGAAUUUUUGCCAUACACACCGUGGGUCUUGCAGCACAUUUGUAAGAAUGUGGCACUCAUCCCUGUGUUCCAAGUUGGCUAUAUAGAAAACAGCCUUGACUCCAGGGGCUUAAGCAGUAUGAAGGAGGAAGGAGUUGAAAAAGGACUUGUGACUUCACUUUAAGGAAGACAUUCUCAAUGGCUGCCAUCCGGAAGAAACUGGUGAUUGUCGGUGAUGGAGCCUGUGGCAAGACUUGCUUGCUCAUCGUCUUUAGCAAGGACCAGUUCCCAGAGGUGUAUGUACCUACAGUGUUUGAGAACUAUGUUGCAGAUAUUGAAGUGGAUGGAAAACAAGUGGAAUUGGCUUUGUGGGACACAGCUGGGCAGGAAGAUUAUGAUCGCUUGAGGCCCCUCUCCUACCCAGACACUGAUGUCAUACUGAUGUGUUUCUCUAUUGACAGCCCCGAUAGUUUAGAAAACAUCCCAGAAAAGUGGACUCCAGAAGUCAAGCAUUUCUGUCCCAACGUGCCCAUUAUCCUGGUUGGGAACAAGAAGGAUCUUCGGAAUGAUGAACACACAAGGCGGGAGCUAGCCAAGAUGAAGCAGGAGCCGGUAAAACCGGAAGAAGGCAGAGACAUGGCAAACAGGAUUGGCGCUUUUGGGUACAUGGAAUGUUCAGCAAAGACCAAAGAUGGAGUGAGGGAGGUUUUUGAAAUGGCCACGAGAGCUGCUCUGCAAGCCAGACGUGGGAAGAAAAAGUCUGGGUGCCUUGUCUUGUGAAACCCUGCUGCAAGCACAGCCCUCAUGCGGUUAAUUUUGAAGUGCUGUUUAUUAAUCUUAGUGUAUGAUUACUGGCCUUUUUUUUUUUUUUCAUUUAUCUAUAAUUUACCUAAGAUUACAAAUCAGAAGUCAUCUUGCUACCAGUAUUUAGAAGCCAACCUGAUUAUUAAUGAUGUCCAACCUGCCUGACCUACUGGGGUCCUCUGACACUGCUCUUAACAGCCCUCCUCUGCACUCCCACUUGACACACAGGCGCUAAUUUCAAGGAACUUCUUAACUUCUUGCUUCUUUCUAGAAAGAGAAACAGUUGGUAACUUGUGAAUUCAGCUGUAACUACUUUAUAACUAACAUGUUCUGCCUAUCAUCUGUCAGCUGCAAGGUACUCUGGUGAGUCACCUCUUCAGAGCUAAAUCUGUUGAAGGAGUAGCAGAUUUCAUUAUUUUAUAGUUCUGGGGUUGGCAUUCACCUUUUCAAAUAUGCUGGACCAGAAAGACCCAGGUCCAUGCAGCUGUGGCAAAGUUACAGUUCUGUGGUUUCAUGUUAGUUACCUUAUAGUUACUGUGUAAUUAGUGCCACUUAAUGUAUGUUACCAAAAAUAAAUAUAUCUACUCCAGAUUAGAUGUAGUAUUUUUUGUAUAAUUGGAUUUCCUAAUACUGAUAUUUGUCAUCCCUACAGAAAGUGUAUUGGUUUUUUAAAAAAGAAAGUGUAUUUGAAAAUAAAGUCAGAUGGAAAAUUCAUUUUUAAAAUUCCCGUUUUGUCAGUUUCUCUGAUGAAAGAUGGCCAUAUCACCUGUUUUAGGCCCCACAUAAUCCCAGCACUCCUCCCCAGAGCUGGGCUAAGUAAAUAGGGAUUUGGUUUCCUGCCUGAGGCACUUAAGACACUUCAGAAGGUGGCAUAACCUGUCUCACCUGGACUGCAGGGUCUGGCUCUAGGUCACAGUGCUCUUUCUCUUCACUGUAUCCAGGUUCCCUCCCAGAGCAGCCACCAGUUCUUGGGUGGUACUCUGUUUCUCUUUUCUCUCCAGCUGACUAAACUUUUUUUCUGUAUCAGUUAAUUUUUCCAACUACUAAUAGAAUAAAGGCAGUUUUCUAAA